This is a messenger RNA of Racocetra persica, 614 nucleotides long. The record is from the annotation of a GenBank genome assembly. Lineage: Eukaryota; Fungi; Glomeromycota; Glomeromycetes; Diversisporales; Gigasporaceae.
CACGUAUCAUAUAGAAAAUGAAGAAAAAACGCAAUAUCCCGAUAAUCAAGUUCUUACUCAAUUACAAAUAAAAAAAUUUCAAAUAAUAUUUUCUCAAAAUACUAUUGAGGAGAAGAAUGAUGAAGGUGAAAUUAAUGAAAAAUUAACGGUUAUUUUAGACCAGCAAGAAAAAGAAGCAUUUAAUAAUAAACUUCGUACAACGGUCUGUUGUAAAACCAAAUCAUGUUUAACCAAAAUCAACCAUGAAUCUGCAUUUGAAACUUUUGAUAACAUUCGAGGAUUAACAAAAGAUGAGUACAGUAUGUUUUUAUUAGGGAUGCUUCAUGCAAUGAUUCGUCCAAAUAAAACAUUACGCGGUAAAGAAAAACAAAACUUAACUGUAAAAUACACUUUUAAUGGAAAUGAAAUUUGCGAGAAAGCAUUUCAAAUUAUACAUUCACUAUCAAAUAAAAAAUGGGAAAGUAUUCGUCAGCAGUAUCGUAUAAAUGGUAUUAAAUCUAUGAAGCAUGCACUUUCAGGAAGAAAAUCUCAUAACGCUUUAUCGUUCGCAACAAUUUUAAAUGUUCUUACAUUUAUUGUAAAUUAUGCAAAUUAUCAUGGAUUGCCGUCACCAG